Molecule: messenger RNA, 1865 nt
Organism: Lineus longissimus
Lineage: Eukaryota; Metazoa; Nemertea; Pilidiophora; Heteronemertea; Lineidae
Exons: 13
Coding region: 1080-1409 (109 amino acids)
Source: RefSeq, a predicted model, not a curated record
CAUGUGAGAAUCACGUGAGUCAUGCGAUCUUUCAUUCAUGAAUUUUCGUAGUAAAUUCCAUAGUAGUGACGUCACUGAAUGAUUGACAGCUAGGCGCCAUGUUUCAUUCAUGCCUCGUUCUGAUCACCCGAUACGCGGGAAAUGAAAACGAGGUCAUACGAACUGGCUUGGCGGUUCCAGUUCGCUUUAAGCGCGCGCAGUUCAUCCCGUGCAUGCUGUCAGCUGUGCAGAUCGGAUGUCAGUCAGUUUAGCGCUACAAAACGAAAUGUCCGAUAGUUCUGACCUAGGUGAUUUUGGGAGUAACCUGAAAAAAGGCUAUUGCGAGUGUUCCAUCCCAGCAGGUACAUGUACAAGUAGCCAGACCGAGGCCAAUAGCCAGACUAUGACUGAGACUGCCACAUUGAAAUAAUGAGUCAUCACACUCACAGUCUAGGUCCUGAACACCAGCAGCGCAUCUGGUAGUGGUCUGUAAUUAUUUCGACCUCGGUCAUCAAUACCAGCAGCCUCUGGUAGUCGACUUGGGUCAUCGCACCAGCAGCCUCUGGCAGUCAACUUGGCCUUGGGUUAUCAACACCAGCAGCCACUGGUAGUCAUCAUAGGUCAUCAACGACAGCAGCCUCUGGUAGUCGACUUGGGUCAUCGCACCAGCAGCCUCUGGUAGUCAACAUGGGUCAUCAACACCAGCAGCCUCUGGCAGUCAACUUGGCCUUGGGUUAUCAACACCAGCAGCCGCUGGUAGUCAACAUGGGUCAUCAACACCAGCAGCCUCUGGCAGUCAACUUGGCCUUGGGUUAUCAACACCAGCAGCCUCUGGCAGUCAACAUGGGUCAUCAACACCAGCAGCCUCUGGCAGUCAACAUGGGUCAUCAACACCAGCAGCCUCUGGCAGUCAACUUGGCCUUGGGUUAUCAACACCAGCAGCCUCUGGUAGUCAACUUGGAUCAUCAACACCAGCAGUCUCUCGCAGUCGACUUCCUACCACUCAAAAUAUCCCUGGACUGCUGCCGAGUUCGCCAACUGCCACUGAUACUGAAGUGCUGCAUGCAUCGAAUGCAUCCACUGUGAGUGUGAGUGAGCCAAUGUCUAUGUCUGAUGAGAAUAAAGAUGAUCACGAGGAUGCCGUUAUCCUGAAUAAUGAGCCGCUGCCCGACAGUAAUUUGAGGAAUCUGCUUGCAGUUCAAGAUUUGGAAUUUUUGCAGAGCCUCGCUUCUGAUCAAGGAAGGGAAUCAGAUAGAAGACAAGCGCAGUUGAAUUUGAGGAUGGCUCGAACACAAAGGAGGAGGAGAGCAGCCGCUCAAGAAGAGAGGAAAGAGUUACAAAAGCUCAAGGACGUUGGUGAUGAACCUGAAGAAGAGAUAUUGAUUUCAUUUCGUAGUAAUCGCCCAUUGAGACGACGGUUCCGUCACUAAUGAUGUAUUGCUCCUGUUUAUUGUGUUGAAGGAUCCAGCUCAUCACCAGCUGUGAAGUUAUUUCUUGCUGGGAAAGAACUUUCAAGUUUCGAAGAUAGCCUUACUGAUGUCGGUAUUUCCUCUAAUACGUCAUUGAUGGUGAAGGAUGUUGCAGUCGAUGAUGUGGAUGUGGAAGAAGAUGACUGCUCUGAUGAAGAAGAGGUGGCAGCUGAUAGUGUACAUGAACCAACCGAGAAUGAGAAACAUGCCAGGUGUGGCAAUGACUGAUUUAGCUGCAACUCCGAAAAUGAUCAAUGGAGCUCAAGAUUUUAAUGGGAGCUGGACAAGAGAGAAGGAUCUUUGUCCGCAGGGAUUCAAUUCUAAGUCUUAUGGACUAUCACAGGAAGGAUAGGGACUUGGUUUUUCAUCGUAUUGUAGUGGUGAUAGUGGGAGAGGAGGUGGCUGAAGAUCUAGAUG